GUGUGUUCACUGUCCUGCGCGGUUCGUCGCGAGCACAGACUGUUUAAGGUCGCGAGCUGUUUGAACGUUUCCAGGACAACCUUCUGAAGCUCCCGUCACUCAGGACAGCUCAGGACUCAGCUCUGUGAUCUUCAGCAGGGAGUCAAGUUUAGAGGAGAUUUCAAUCUUAUACCCUAAACAACAAGACAUGGCUGACCGAGAUAGUGACGGAGCGGAAAGAGACGCAGAGGAAACAGACGAGCUUUUUUCCACAGAUCUGAAUGACAACAGCUGUGAGUCUGGACGGGACUCUCCUCCUCUGAAACUGGACCAGUGUGACCUCCUCUUAGAUGCUCUGGACGCUCAGCUUGGUCGCCUGCAGAUCCAGCCAACGAAACAUCUGGCAAUUUCCAGAGAGCGUGAUUGCAACGAUGAUGCGGAUCCUCUGAGGUGGAGUCAUUCUCUGAGCAAAGACACUGGGCUUGGGAGUACAACUCAAACGAACGACACUCCCAUGUCUUGUCUUGAUUUGAUACAAACUCCAACGAAAGAGCCAACUUCAGAGAGGGGCUCGGGCUGCCGGGAAGGUCCUACUAUUCACAAAGUAGACAGAAGGACAAGAGACAAAGAGGAAAUGGAGUCUCAGAGGGAGCAGGUCCUCUGGAGGCUGGAGAGGCUGCUGGGAGACACCUGUAACGAGGGGGGGGUGGAAGCAGGAAUCCUCCCUCCUUCAGACAGCAUCUGCACCGAGGACUUUGUCAGCCGCUUCAGAGACGAGAUGGUGGAAUGGACAUUUCCAGAGAGUUAUAUAGAGAAACUAGACGGAGAGGAAGUGACUGAGAGGACAGAGAUAUCUGACUGUCAGCGUGAACACUUUAUACUUAAUGUUGACAGAAGAGGACUGACAGGGAAGAGUAGUGAAAACACAGAGAGUGCUCACGACUGUCAGAGUGAGGAGAGAUGUGUUUUUAAUAGCCACGGAGUAAACACAUCAGGCGGGAGGAAAGCAAGAGCUGGAGAGAGAUACAGCUCGCCACAGAGGCUCACUGAUGAUAGCAGCCUCUCUCACAGAACAGAGGCUGUAGCUGGUCAUGAAACCACACAGCUCAACAACAGCUGUUCUCCUAAGGCCAGGUGUUUGGCAGGAGUUCCUGUGUGGAGUUUUGACACCGUGUCCAUUGACAGUGACCUGGACUCAGUGUGCACGGAGCAGGUCAGAAACCACAUCCACAGGCGGCCAGGAUGGCGCUCCCUCCUUCAGUCUGUCACAGGCAUGGAGGAGCACUGUACCAACCACAGUGACACACACACACAGGGGGAGGGUGAGGCGAGAUCGUCAUCAGGCCGAAGCUUCUCUUCUCUUGGAAAAGUACACAACAGAAGUCCUUCUGUCNUCGGGAACGGAGCAUGUCAGCCGUCACCAGACACCCUUCCAUUAUAA
Molecule: messenger RNA, 1420 nt
Organism: Notothenia coriiceps (black rockcod)
Lineage: Eukaryota; Metazoa; Chordata; Actinopteri; Perciformes; Nototheniidae
Exons: 10
Coding region: 188-1420 (410 amino acids)
Source: RefSeq, a predicted model, not a curated record